AUGUCGCAAUCAAACACAUUCUAUGCGAAUCCAUCUGCUGCGCUGCAAAUGAACGACAAGAAGCCUAUUGCACCACACAAGCCAAAGCUGGUUGAAGGACAAGUACCACAGCCAAAGCGGCGUGUGAAGACGGGUUGCCUGACUUGUCGGAAAAGACGCAUCAAAUGCAUCCCUGCAGAAGAUGGGUCACCGGACUGCAACAACUGUACAAAAACGAAGCGUGUCUGUAUACCGGCGCCUCCUGUCGUCCCUGCUAGCUCCGGCAAGAGACGGCCUUCUACAGCAAAAAGAUCAACCAGCGACCAGUCAGUACCACGACGUGAGAAUACCAGUGGUCCAACUCAACCAGCACAAAGCGGAUACAGCCAUUCAUUUGAGCAAGAAACGCUGCAUAGAGAUCUACAGACAGGGGUCCCGAGCCUCGCUAACGGCAAUGGCUAUGUAUUGAAUCAGGAGAUGAUGCAACCGAGGGGCUCCACAAUGGUAGAACUAGAGAACUACCUGCUACCUCUGGGUGGUCUGCAGCCGACAGGUGACAUUGGCUACCCGUACCUUUCGCCAGGGCUGCCGCCUGAAGUGGAGAUUACAGACUCCUUUCCCUUCACACACACAGGCCCUUACGGUCAAGACAUGGUUGAUUACAGUGGUCAGCGUACAGCGAGCUUCUCUACCCAUUCGGCAAGUUUGUCUACCCCGGGGCCUCUCAUGAACAGUUCUUUGCCGACCACGAUGGAUGGGUUGAACACAUUCUCAGCCCAAGAGGACUUUGAGGUCUCCGACCAGCCGCUUGAAGGAGGUGCUCCUCUCAUCAUGGAUCAUGCGAUGCAGCAACAUCUCCUUCACCAGCAAAUACAAGCCCAGCAAAUGCAACAGCAGGAAGACAUGUUGCAACACUCACAGCCGCAAUUUCCAACGUCUUCAUAUGCGCCUGCCAUGGCGCCCCAUAUCUCGCAAUCCACAUCCGCCAAGUCCUCGCCUCAGAAUAUGUAUACCUUCUUGAAGGAUAACACGCAGUACAUGGACAACGAGCAAACAACAGCAUUAGAGUGGCGCUCACCUCCACCUGCGCAGCUCAAUCCAGAUCAGCAGUACUUUUUGAAUCAAUUUAUCAGGAAUCCACCUAUUGCCUACGGUACUUUGGAUGAACGCUAUAUUGAGUCUCCCGGACAACCCCCUAAGCUCAGCAUACGCGAGUCAAACUUUUGGUCCUUUGUCAUGCCAAGUAUGGCGCUCAGAUGUCCAGCUCUUCUUCAUGCUCUUCUCGCACUAUCUGAAGUGCGCGAAGCGAAUAUGCAGAGCAACUCGGACUGUGAAAAUCGUGCGUUGCUGAAUUAUCAUCAAGCAGUCAGAAAAUUGGGCAAAGCCAUCAAAGUCCCCGGAUCGAGCUCACGAGACGAGUUGCUGGCUGCGACGCUUGUUUUAGCGUACUAUGAAACGACCAGUGGUGAGACGAUGCGCUGGGGCAGACAUCUCGAGGGCAGUGUCUUUUUGGUGAAGCAGCGGAUAGCAUCGACCUACAAUAUCAACGAGAACGCGCAAUUCCAAUUCCUCAAGAUGCCAUCAACGGCUGAGCAUCUCAUUUGGUUCCACAUCCAUCAAGAUGCUGUGCAAAGUUUGCUCUCUGGCACAGGCCUUUACCUUGACAUGCAGUAUAUUCUGGCGAUGCCGCUUCGUGGUAACCCAGGUUCCGUUAUGCAUUCUACGGACCAGCUGCGUGUCCUCAUGGCUCGCGUUGGAGACUUUGUUGGUCGUGAUCGGAAACGCAAGGAAGCACAGCAAAACGAUCCUGCAUCACUGGAACAGGCCUUCAAGGAUUGGAAUCAAUUGCUCGGCGAUUUCAACAGCUGGAAGAAGGCUCUUCCAACGUACUUCGAAGCUCGUGUGAUUCCAGGGACCUAUACACCAUUCGGAGAUGUGCUUGUCCAUCAGCAUCCAGCGAUUGCGACAAUUGCUACCAUGCAUCUUGCGAGUUUGCUCUGCUUGCACCGAUACCGGCCUGACUUGUCGCUCAUUCCAGCUGAGGCUGGCAAAGCGACAAUCAUGACAACCUAUCCAAUCAGUCAGAUGAUUUUGCGCAUGCUAUCUGGUAUCAUGGUCGAUGCUCUCAACAACAAAGAAGCUGAAGAAUCAUCACAUGUCAAAGCCAUGAUCAACUCUACCAUGCCGGCGUUCUUGGCUGGUACGAGCUUGCAGGACCCUGAUCAGCGCGAUUACCUCGAUCGUAUGUGCAAGGAUAUCUUCAGUUUCACUGGUUGGCGUACAGCGCUGCGUGUAUGUCAGGGUCUUGAUGUCGCCUGGGGUCGUGAAGCUCGAAAAUUCCAUGGUCUCGUCAAUACGGUCGAUUCAGACCCGACAAUUGUUCGCGAGACAGGCUCUCAAGCUGGAUCUCCAGGAGCACGCGGAAGCUUUGAUGGCUUGCCAUCCGGGAGUCAGGAGAUUGGAGUGAAGGUUGGUGGAGGAGCACCAGAGUCGCGGUUCGUGUUGCUUGACAAGUCUCAAGCUUUGAAUGCCGUAGUGGGUGUGCUCGGUCGGCUUACGCUUGUGAAGGAUGAAAGUCGGGAGCAGUCGUCCAUGUCAGCGUUUGACACUUCGCCCCGCGAUGGGCCUAUUGCGGUUGGGAACAACGCAUCCCAUGUGCACUUUUCUGCCUAUGGACCUUGA
Molecule: messenger RNA, 2661 nt
Organism: Protomyces lactucae-debilis
Lineage: Eukaryota; Fungi; Ascomycota; Taphrinomycetes; Taphrinales; Protomycetaceae
Product: fungal-specific transcription factor domain-containing protein
Exons: 1
Coding region: 1-2661 (886 amino acids)
Biological process (GO): positive regulation of transcription by RNA polymerase II
Cellular component (GO): nucleus
Molecular function (GO): zinc ion binding; transcription cis-regulatory region binding; DNA-binding transcription factor activity, RNA polymerase II-specific
Source: RefSeq, a predicted model, not a curated record